AUGUGUGAGAGUGUAGUAGAUGGAUCAUCUCACCCACAUCACUGCAGCAUUCUCCUGAUUAUUCUCGCGCAAAUCGACAUUAGGGCGGACAGAGAUCUGUCUGUCCGUGUUUCUCGGUGCGUCUCAGUCCGUCUCGGUGGAUUGGUGUCGGUGUAGAGGAUCGCGGCUGCUCGGUAAGAUGCUGCAGCUCUGGCUGUUGUUAGCGUGAGCGUCUGUCUCGUUGCCGCGGGAGGCCAGAGCUCCGCCCCCUCACUCACACUCGCUGUCGCCAUGACGACCUCGGCCCUGCGGCGGCAGGUGAAGAACCUGGUGCACAACUACUCUGAUGCGGAGAUCAAGGUGCGCGAGGCGACCUCUAACGACCCCUGGGGCCCGUCCAGCUCGCUGAUGUCAGAGAUCGCCGAGCUGACCUUCAGCGUGGUGGCCUUCAGCGAGGUCAUGGCCAUGGUGUGGAAGCGGCUCAACGACCACGGCAAGAACUGGAGACACGUCUACAAGGCUCUGACGCUGCUGGACUAUCUGGCCAAGACGGGUUCGGAGCGGGUGGCUCAGCAGUGCCGUGAGAACGCCUUCACCAUCCAGACGCUGCGUGACUUCCAGUACGUGGACCGGGACGGGCGCGACCAGGGCGUGAACGUGCGUGAGAAAGCCAAGCAGCUGGUGGCGCUGCUGCGGGACGAGGAGCGUCUGAGACAGGAGCGAGCGCAGGCACUCAAGACCAAAGAGAGGAUGGCGGGCGGCGGCGGGGUGAGCAGCGUCCCUCCGGCGUGUCCCAGCAGACGCAGCAGUCAGCCCAGCAUGGCCGCGCUGUACGGAGAAGAGUUCACCCACUCCAGAGGAUCGCCCGCUUCCUUCAACUCGUCCUCCUCGUCUCCUCGAGCGUCUGAUCUGGAACAGACUCGACCGCAGACGAGUGGAGAAGAAGAGCUUCAGCUGCAGCUCGCGCUGGCCAUGAGCAGAGAGGAGCAGCGCAGCCGUCAGGGGGACGACGCUCAUCUGAAGAUGGUUCUGGAGGAGAGUGAGGGCGAGCGAGACCCGCGGCCUUCAGAGUCAGCCAUGAUUGAUCUGGUGGAUAUAUUCUGUCCCACGCCUGCUGCGCCGGUGAGCGAUGACCCCUGGGACGCCCCGCCCACCUGCCCCGUGAACUCUGACCCCUGGGAGUCUGUCGCUGUAGUUAAGUCUAGUAACCCGGGAGCUGAUGGUCCCUGGACAGCCCGCCCUUCCUCCAGUAGCCCCGCCCACCCUUGGGGAACCCACCAAUCACCUCCUGAGCCCUGGGAUGCCCCUCCUUCAAACUUCAUCUCUAAUAUGGAUGAAGAAGCCUGGGGGAGCCCAGCACGACCAGUGUCGCAUGUGAAGGACCCAUUUAGAGUUCGAGAGGAGGAGGAGCUUAGAGUGGAAGGGGAGGAGCCUAACGCUGAGCAGGCGGGGCCAAUCCAAGUGUUCAGCCCUCGCUGUGAGAGUCCUGCAGAUGCUGAUCAGUUUGGUGAGUUGGUGGCUGGUGUUCAAGUGAACGGUCAGGCAAAUUACAGUCCAGAGCCCUUUGACCUCUCUCGCCUCGGGCCUCCUCUGGACGUGGUGAACCCCAGACAGUGCCGGACCCCCGAGGCAUUCCUCGGCCCCACCGCUGCAUCCCUCGUCAACCUGGACACGCUUAUUCCAAGCAAUGCACCGGUCAAGAGCAAAAACCCCUUCCUGUCAGGUCUGAGCACACCAUCUCCCACAAACCCCUUUCACUGUGAGCAGCCCAGACUUACUCUGAAUCAGAUGCGUCCUCACUCCACGUCACCGCUGCCGGCUCACGCUCUGUCCUACAGCGCCUCCCUCCCGCUGCCCGUCCUGCAGCAGAAGCCCCAGACUCUGCCCUCUUCCUACACGCAGCCGCACCACGGCCUGCUGGAUAUGCCCAGCAACCUGCCGCAGCCGCUGCUGCCCCUCACGGCCUCCACCCAACAAACACAUCACCACGGCCAAAGCCACAACCCCUUCCUCUGAGGAACUGCAUUUACACCUGGGAAACAGAUACUGAAACCAGAUUACGGCGAUUCAGUUUCAGAGUGAACAGACUGAACAGCUGACCUAAAACCUAAAGAUUAGGAAACCGAGACCACACUAAAGAGCUUAUCUGAAGCCUGAAAAUGGGAAACAGAACAGAGACUGGAAGUGGAUUACAGUUAUUUGUUUUUAGUGUGAAUGGACUAAAGAGCUAAUCUGAAGCCUAAAUAAUGGGAAACAGAGACUGAAACCAGAUUACAGUGAUUCGUUUCAGUGUGAACACACUAAUGAGCUGAUCUGAAGCCUGAAUAAUGGGAAACAGAGACUGGAAGUGGAUUAAAGUUAUUUGUUUUCAGUGUGGAUGUACUAAAGAGCUAAUCUGAAGCCUAAAUAAUGGAAAACAGAGACUGAAACCGGAUUACAGUGAUUCGGUUUCAGUGUGAACACACUAAUGAGCUGAUCUGAAGCCUGAAUAAUGGGAAACAGAGACUGGAAGUGGAUUAAAGUUAUUUGUUUUCAUUCUGGAUGUACUAAAGAGCUAAUCUGAAGCUUAAAUGAUGGAAAACAGAGACUGAAACCGGAUUACAGUGAUUUGGUUUCAGUGUGAACACACUAAUGAGCUGAUCUGAAGCCUGAAUAAUGGGAAACAGAGACUGGAAGUAGAUUCAAGUUAUUUGUUUUCAGUGUGAAUGUACUAAAGAACAAAUCUGAAGCCUAAAUAAUGGGAAACGGAGACUGAAACCAGAUAACAGUGAUUUGUUUUCAUUGUGAAUGGACUAAAGAGCAGAUCUGAAGCCUGAGUAAUGGGAAACGGAGACUGAAACCGGAUUACAGUAAUUUGGUUUCAGUAUAAACACACACUAGAGCUGAUCUAAAGCCUGGAUAAUGGGAAACCAAGACUGGAAGUGUAUUACAGUUAUUUGUUUUCAGUGUGAAUGUACUAAAGAACAAAUCUGAAGCCUAAAUAAUAGGAAACGGAGACUGAAACCAGAUAACAGUGAUUUGUUUUCAGUGUGAAUGUACUAAAGAACAAAUCUGAAGCCUAAAUAAUAGGAAAUGGAGACGGAAACCAGAUAACAGUGAUUUGUUUUCAGUGUGAAUGGACUAAAGAGCAGAUCUGAAGCCUGAGUAAUGGGAAACGGAGACUGAAACCAGAUUACAGUAAUUUGGUUUCAGUAUAAACACAAUAGAUCUGAUCUGAAGCCUGGAUAAUGGAAAACCGAGACUGGAAGUGUAUUACAGUAAUUAGUUUUCAGUGUGAAUGGACUAAAGAUCUAAUCUGAAGCCUGAAUAAUGGGAAACGGAGACUGAAACCGGAUUACAGUGAUUUGGUUUCAAUAUAAACACACACUAGAGCUGAUCUGAAGCCUGAAUACUGGAAAACCGAGACUGGAAGUGUAUUACAGUUAUUUGUUUUCAGUGUGAAUGGACUAGAGAUCUAAUCUGAAGCCUAAAUAAUGGGAAACGGAGACUGAAACCGGAUAACAGUCAUUUGUUUUCAGUGUGAAUGGACUAAAGAGCAAAUAUUAAACCUGAAUGAUGGGAAACAGAAUCUGGAACUGGAUUACAGUGGUUUGGUUUCAUUGUAAACAGACUGAAGUGCUGAUCUGAAGUCUAAAGAACUAUUUAUGGUUGGUUUUUAGCAAAAGUACUUUUUCAAUAAGACGAUACACAUUUAAUGCUGGCUGACUUUACUCGUUUACAUGCGUUUGUCUGUAUUCUAUGUGAAAAUAUCUCAACCUGGAUUAUCACAUUUAUUGCGAGCUUAAAGUCAACAUGAAAUCCUGUUUUUAUUGUGCACUUAUAGGGUUCCCACUCUUUUUCAGUUAUCCUUUUCCAGGAGAUUUUUUAUGUAAUAAGAAAUAGGGGUUAACUAAAAGGAACACAGUCUCAACAUAUUCGUAUCUCCAAAAUGCUUUAAAACAUAGAGUUAAUGGCAAUGACUUAACUAGUAUCUGCUCUUUGAUAUGAGUUCUUAAUUAUACAUUACAAAAAAUCUAUAUAUUUUCAGAACCAAUUUCAGUAACAUAGCAAAAUAAAAGUAUUUAAGUAUUUAUUUAUUCAUUCAAAAUAUUGUUUUAUUUUAAUCUAAUGUAUUUGUUUACUCUAAAUUUUAUUCCCAGUAUUUACCCUAUUUUUUCUGUAAACAUUUGCAGUCUUUUCCAAAACUCUCUUAUGUGCCCCUGGGAUAAAAAAAGAAAUGUAAUAAAUAAAUAAUAACUAUAUAGUUGCAUGGGCAUUUUUAAGGCUACUCAUUUAGGUAGUUUUACGCAAAUAGUAAAUGUAGUAACUUAAUGCUGGUUAAUAAAAUGCAAAUGACAGCAAUAAUAGCCAUUCUGGUAUGUAAUGUCAACUUUUUACCAUAUCAACUCCUGAUGGAUAAAAUCCUAUCUGAAAAUCCAAAAUCACGUCAUAUUUUGGGUUGUGAUCGUCGUUUCAUGUUGACUUUAUGAUGUUGGCUCGACGCUUUGCUCUUCUGCUGCACAGGUACAGCAUGCUGCUAAUGAACUUAUGGAGGGGUUAAAUGUAAAUGUUUCAGUCAAAAGCACCCCGUAUGCCGGAUAAACGGAGGGAAAUUUCAGGAACACAACAGAACUAAUGAAUCUCCACCAGGAUCAAACUCAUCAUCCUCCCCUCAUUCCUCGUUUCCUUUCUGUUGCCUUCAAUAGAUGGAUCUCCUGCAAUGAGAUCCGGCACUGACUGUAACCGAGCUCCUCCACGUGCCUGUCUCACCGACAGUCCCACAAUGCACUGGGGCUGGCGCCUCACUUCCUGUUCAGAUCUCAGGAGCGCCACCCACAGGAACCUGUAUAGCCUAUUAAAACUCACUGACACUGUCUGUCUGAGAGGAUUGCUAUAGACUCUAUAUACGUCAAUGCUGAAUUAUCCGAUGCUGUUAUUUCCUCAGCUCAGAAAAGUGAUUGAAGAACAAGUACCAGCUUUACUGUUCAUCACUGCUCUUGAGUAUGCCAUCCAGUUUGUUCUAGUAAAGGAGAAACAGGUUAAUCAUUUAAUCCACUACGAGUUAAAUGGUGUAUAUUAAAGACACAAAUAAAUGAAUGUUAUUCACUUUUAA
Carassius gibelio (silver crucian carp) is the source of this 5071-nucleotide messenger RNA. RefSeq names its product epsin 3b (gene epn3b). The record is from RefSeq and is a predicted model, not a curated record. Gene Ontology annotation, cellular component: clathrin vesicle coat; endosome; plasma membrane. Gene Ontology annotation, biological process: endocytosis. The transcript has 10 exons. NCBI's taxonomy places the organism in Eukaryota, Metazoa, Chordata, Actinopteri, Cypriniformes, Cyprinidae. Gene Ontology annotation, molecular function: clathrin binding; phospholipid binding. Bases 271 to 1995 code for a protein of 574 amino acids.